This is a messenger RNA of Cuscuta epithymum, 636 nucleotides long. The record is from the annotation of a GenBank genome assembly. NCBI's taxonomy places the organism in Eukaryota, Viridiplantae, Streptophyta, Magnoliopsida, Solanales, Convolvulaceae.
CUCGCAUCCAGUACACCUCCGAAGAGAUAUCUGCCCCUGGCAAGCAGAUUGGAACUUGGGGCAGUUUUACCAAUCUUCAAUCCGGCGACAUCGAGGCGGCUGGAGGCAAAAUAAGCGGCUAUCGGUGGCGGAAAUUACAGGCAAUAGAGAUUCCAUAGAACGAGGUUUGGGGGAUUCAUUAGCAUUGUGGAUAGAAGAUCUUGGAACAGUACAACCAUCAUUGUAUCACAAGGUUGGCAUGAAGAAGGAUUUAUUGAGUUUAAUAAUGCGUUACUGAAUCAACAGAAGGUACUGAAUAUGAAUUGCGUGAGGAACCGCUUUGAAGAUUUCGGGACUAGUGCAGAUUUUUUUGUUUCAGUCGAUUCUUCUGCAGGGAACUACGAAUCUAUUUCAUCCAUUCUUUUCAAAGAAGAUUUGAAUAAUUUGGGAAGGGAAUUGGGAGUGAUAGUUCAAGAAGAAGUUGGGGUUAUUGAGGAGGCUGUCAUUGAAAAUGUUCACGAUGAGGAGGGAGUUAUUGAAAUUAUUCCUCUCCAGGUCUCUUCUGUUGAAGCCAAAGAGAUAGACAUGACAGAUAUUCUCGAAACUACUCCUCUCCGAGUUUAUUCUUCGCCUCACAAUAAUGCACCUCUACUAGUG